CUAAAUAGCGCUAAAACACUUCCCCUCCCGUCGCGCACCGACGUCAACGGGGACGUGUCACCGGCGGCGGUGAGAAGACCCCAGAACCUUCCAGAUUUUUCUUCCCUCCCUCCGGCCGGAAUGGAUCUCUGGACGAGGGCGCGGGCGUUCGCCGGCGAGGCGGCGAAGCGGUCGCAGGAGCUGUCCGCGGAGGCGGCCAAGCGCUCCUCGGCGCUGGUCUCGGAGACGGCGAAGAAGUCCAAGGAGAUCUUCUCCGAGACCGCCUCCAAGUCGCUGGAGAUCGCCGCGGAGGCCACCAAGCAGGCCGACCUCCUCGCCGGCCAGAUCAAGCACCUCGCCUCCGACCUCCCCGUGCCCUCGAUCCCGCCCAUCCCCGCGAUCCCGCCAAUCCCCUCCGGCACCGCGGCGGAGCCCGACGCCGCGGAGCUCGAGCGCUACGGGAUCACCGACGACCUCCGCGAGUUCGUCAAGGGCAUGACCAUAAGCACUUUCCGCGACUUCCCCCUGCAAGAUGAGCCGGAGAUGUCAGAUGUGCCCACAGUGUCGAAUGUGCGUCAGGAUCUGAACGAGUGGCAGGCCAAGCACGCCACACUAGUCCUCUCGGCGGUCAAGGAAAUAUCAAAGUUCAGAUAUGAGCUAUGUCCAAGAUACAUGAAAGAACGCAAAUUCUGGCGGGUAUAUUUUUUGCUAGUAAACAGCUACACAGCCCCCUUUGAGAAUAAAUAUUUUGAGGAGCUGAAAGUGAAAGCAGAGGAAGAGAAAAAGGAUUCCCAGAAGGAAGCAUCCCAGUCACAGGCCUCACAAGCUACAACUGCAGAACAGAAGGACACAACAGCCCCAAGCAAGACUUCUACGUCAACGAAUCCGGAACAUGAUCUGGAUGUAUUUCUGCUGGGGGAUCUGGGCAGUGACGAUGAGGGCCCUGAUGUUGGUGAUGACGGGCUAGAUGAUGACUUUGAUAAGAUUGAUGCUACCUCAGGAUUGGAAAGUGACGAUGAUGACAAAAACCCAGCAGCAGGAAAGGCAGAAGACGCGAAGUAGUUGCCGGAGAUAAGUUGGGUCGUACGCGAUGGUUUCACAAUUUGAGAGAUGAUGACGAUGAUAGCGAACUUUUAGAAUUCCAAAUGAUAUUGUACAUUAGUUGGUCGCACGCCAUCUGUUCAUUUGUUAUCUCCCAAUGAAGCAACGUCAUCUUAUUGCAACUUUCGAUUUUGACCAAACUCUAGAAAUCUGUACCUAUGGUGUGACUCUUCUUUUCUUGUCAAGGUGAUCUGCAUAGGUCGAUAUUCUUUGUA
Panicum hallii is the source of this 1295-nucleotide messenger RNA. RefSeq lists its product as uncharacterized. Bases 121 to 1041 code for a protein of 306 amino acids. The record is from RefSeq and is a predicted model, not a curated record. Lineage: Eukaryota; Viridiplantae; Streptophyta; Magnoliopsida; Poales; Poaceae. The transcript is spliced from 6 exons.